This is a messenger RNA of Coffea arabica (coffee), 1766 nucleotides long. NCBI's taxonomy places the organism in Eukaryota, Viridiplantae, Streptophyta, Magnoliopsida, Gentianales, Rubiaceae. The record is from RefSeq and is a predicted model, not a curated record.
UUCUCUCAUUUCUAUAGUCGCACUCCAGCACUCAUUGGACUGGAGUCUCUAAUAAGUGGAAUGAAAACUCUCGCUCUCGCUCGGCCGCCCGGUUGUCAGUCACUGGCCAAGUAGCUCAACUUCCCCAAGCUUUGCAGCUAAUCCCAUAAAAUCUCUCUCUGCCUUUUGUUGGGCCUUCCCGUCCCCUGGGGGAAGGUUAAAGGAGUUUUAAAUUAAAAAUAAAAAUAUCUGGGCGAUCCUUCAUAAUUUGGCUCGUGCUUUCGCUCUUCCGCGGCUAUUCUACUUUGGCGACUCCCUUGGGAGCAGUUGACUAGUGACUUUGGCGGUGGUCGUUGGGUGAAAUUCAAGACGAGGUCGGAAUAUUUGUUAAUGAACUGCUUUCUCUGCAAUUUCUACGGCUUUCUCAUUUUUUUGGCUUUGUUUGGAAAGUGGAAAAUCCUAUCAAGUGGUUUGGUGCCUUUUGUUCCCUUGCAUCCUGCUUUGGUCCGAAAAUAGAAAAGGUUUUGCAGUAAAAUUUCUGUUCAUUUCCAGAUGGGUUGCCCCGGGGCUGGGGGGAAUUGGUGGAUUGUAUGAUCAAGUGCAACUGGGAGGUGCCUUUUGAAUGCAAUUCUUCAGUGUUUUUCCAACAGGGGCUAGUCUUCACUGCAAAAAAAUGGUUAUCCCUCCUGCAGUUCGGCCAGAAAGAGUUACCAAUUUUCUCAAGCCUUAUGUCCUGAAGAUGCACUUCACGAAUAAGUUUGUGUCUGCUCAAGUAAUCCACACACCAACAGCAACUGUAGCAUCCUCUGCCAGCUCACAAGAGCAGGCACUGCGGUUAAGCAUGGAAAAAGCCAGAGAAAGUACAAGGGACGUUGCAGCUGCUGGCAAAAUAGGCAAGAUAUUGGGCGAGCGACUGCUUCUCAAGGGUAUUCCGGCUGUUUCAAUUUUCUUGAAGAGAGAACAGAAGUAUCAUGGCAAAGUUAAAGCAGUAAUUGAUUCCGUGAGGGAAGCAGGUGUCAAAUUAGUUUAAAUUUAAGAAUCAGCUCCAUUCAAGAGUGGCAAAUGCAUGCCCCGCAUGCAUUUUUCUGAAUCCCUCUUUCUUUAACUAGAGGGUCUUUGCUAUUGUGACGAGGAUUAGAAGAAUCAGGGUUAUAUUAUUAUUUUUUUACGUGGCUAAAUCUAUUUCUUGAUAAUCCAUAGUCUGUCUGUGUUUGGGAAAUGAAUGGACCUGCUAAACUUGACAUUUGAGAUAAGAAUUAUUGCAAGUACGGAUAGGUUCUGUCUGAAUUAGCCUACAAGGAGAAUGGCGUACUCAAGGAUAACGAAGUAGUCGUUUUCGUAGCCGGUGUGGAGCAAAGGGGGCAGUUGAGGCGUAGUUCUUUGAAUGCAUGAGCUGUGAAUACUGUCCAGAUGAGCAAGGGAGGUCCCCAUAUUCUGCUGUGCUCUUUUAUCUUUGGCUUAACGUAUCAAAGUUCUUAUAAAGCAAAGCUCAGCAGCAUGGACCAAAGCAACUUGCUGUAGUGCAAGCAGGGACCCGCGGGCUGUCUGGUUCGCAUCAUGCCAUGGUUCUUGAAGUGUCCUAGACGGGAACAAAAGACGUUAUUGAGGAGAGCUGGUGGCUGUAGAUUAAUGGGAACUUUUUUGGUUUUCUUUUUAGUAUUAUGUUUUUGGGCAUUUGGGGUUUGAAUUAUGGUAAAUUUUUUGGCGUUGAAAUUCUUAGUCAUAGUACUACUACUGUCAUCUUAAAUUCAGGAAUGGUUGGUUCAUCGAGCCAUUUUUCGCCCAAA